Molecule: messenger RNA, 684 nt
Organism: Melampsora larici-populina 98AG31
Lineage: Eukaryota; Fungi; Basidiomycota; Pucciniomycetes; Pucciniales; Melampsoraceae
Exons: 4
Coding region: 1-684 (227 amino acids)
Source: RefSeq, a predicted model, not a curated record
AUGUUCCAAUCCUUCUUUUCUAUUUUCGCUCUCCAAGUUGCUUGUAACUCCUUUUCAGGAGUUGAUGGACGUCAGCAGGCUCGGCUCGUCCGAAGGACUCCAGAUCCACCUCUCAACAUCAACACUCUUACCGACAAAUACACCUUCCCGAAAAACAUUCGUUGGGAGUCUGGUACGAUCAAUAAUGCCACUGCACCUUAUCUCACGACUGCACCAUCGCAAAUGCCAGGUGAAAUCGAUAUCAGAGGCGCGGACGAUGAUGAUGAUGAAAUUUUGACAACCAUCAACACAAACGCCGCUAGCUGUGAUCCAGCCAGCUACUCAGGAACGGACAAGAUGGAAUUCGUUUUCCAGAAAGAUCAUUGGAACAUCAUCAACAACGGUAAAGGGGGCCCCAUUCAUUAUGGUUACAAGCGUACAGCAUCUGCUCCCAAGAAUUCACUUGUUGGAGAAGUUAGACUCACCGAAUCCCCGUACUCAUUAGUGGCCUUGGUCUCAGGCCACACUGAUACAGACUUAUUUCAUCAAUUUGACACUUGGUAUAUGUUUUUCCUUCCGAAUCCGAUGAUAGACAAGAAUGAUGGAAAAUACACCAUUGAUGCUGAACCAAACUUAGGACUCCCAUCUUGGGAUCUCAUCUCCUUGAUGAUCGUUGCAAGCAAACACAACGAGAAAUGUUCAUAG